AAGUUUCUGGACUUAGAUUACCUUGAACGACGGCAUACCAAGGAAUAUCAUUAUCGCCAAAGUACUUAUGGUCAUCCCCCCCAACAAUAAAGGCCAUGUCUUCCAUCACGUAGGUGCACCUACAGUUCUCCAUCCAUCGCCGUUUUAUAAACUCCAUCAUGGACCGCGCAAGCCUCAUCGCCACACUCGCCUCGGCAAAACAACCCCCAAAACGACCGAUAAUAACCCUCGCAAACUGCGACAACGCAUGGCUCAUCUCCAUCCCUAAACCUGCCGGGGUGGCCGGUAAAAAGGUCUUUUACCACAUCCUACAAGACCCUUGGCUCUUCAGUGUCAACGAUGUCCUCAUCAGCUACUUCCUGCGACUAUCACUCAAGGAAAAGUCGGCACUAGAAACCAUUGAAGCCUGCGAAGAUCUGAUCCGUGAGAUUGAGGAGGCGGUCGGGGGCUCCAAAGAGGACGACGAAUACUGGCUCGAUGCGGUGACCGUCACCCACACCAAUUCGGAUCACCUGCAUCAAAUGACCCUGCGAACCUUUGAUCCAUCACUGAAAGUCUUUGCCGUGGAGGAUGCCGCAGCCACGAUCUCUGCAAUGAAGCACUUCGAUAAUGUCCAUGUCCUCCCGGACUUUGUACGCAAUCAGGCAUGGCCGGCUACGCCCGAGAUGCCCGACUGGUUGUCCAUCUUCCGGCUCGAGGAUGAGACCAAGAAGUAUCCGAACUUGUAUCAUGCAAUCGUCAUCAAGAUUGCAGCUGCGAAUGGGAAAGACGAAGUCAUUCUGUACUGCCCGCACGGAGUAGACCCCAGCAUCGUAGAAGCCGCCAUGGAGAUGAACCCCGGCGCAAGUGUCCUUGCAAUGACUCACCCAAUCAACAAGGCUGGCGUUGGAAUGAAGUCCAAAGGGGUAGCCAAUGCUCUGAAGAUUGAGCGCAAGCAUUCACCAAAGUACUGGAUUCAUUGCCAAGAAGGAGUCAAAUACACAGGAUUCUUAACCUGGUUCUUCGACUAUGGAGAUAAGACGUUGGAAAUAGGCCUUGAGGAAGAGGCCAAGGAAACCAGAGCGGAGCUACCUAAGCCCAACUAUGUGACGAUUUUGAACGGCGCAGGACUUGUUUUGGCAUGAUAGGGUUACGUGAAUGAGAUGGGGUCGGAGAUUGGCAGAUCGUCUUUGCGAAAAGUCUCUGGUCUUUGAGGGCCUGAUCUCCUCGCGGCCAAGGCCAAUUGCCAGUCGCCAGAGGGUACAGCGCCACUAGAAGUGCCACGACCCCAAAGAGCAAUUAUACCGCCGUAUUAGGCCGUAGUACCGGGCCACUGCCGGGCCACUACCAGGGCGCUGUUAGGGUGUUUUCUGCGGCGGGAAGGGUUCUGGCAACAGAACUGGCAACAGGUAUUGCUUUCUAGAAUGCCAGUUUUCGAGGUAGAAUUAGCUCUAUUGGCCGUAAUUAUACUCUCUUCGGCCUGUCUUAGUCACUGAUUUAGAAAAGAAUAUUGUAUAACUUUGGCGCUCUCGAGAAACCGGAUCCGGU
This is a messenger RNA of Colletotrichum godetiae, 1527 nucleotides long. RefSeq lists its product as uncharacterized. The coding region runs from base 159 to 1124 and encodes 321 amino acids. Lineage: Eukaryota; Fungi; Ascomycota; Sordariomycetes; Glomerellales; Glomerellaceae. The transcript has a single exon. The record is from RefSeq and is a predicted model, not a curated record.